This is a messenger RNA of Anolis carolinensis (green anole), 3918 nucleotides long. Its product is annotated as oocyte zinc finger protein XlCOF6-like. The transcript has 5 exons. NCBI's taxonomy places the organism in Eukaryota, Metazoa, Chordata, Lepidosauria, Squamata, Anolidae. Gene Ontology annotation, molecular function: DNA-binding transcription factor activity, RNA polymerase II-specific; RNA polymerase II cis-regulatory region sequence-specific DNA binding. Gene Ontology annotation, biological process: regulation of transcription by RNA polymerase II. The record is from RefSeq and is a predicted model, not a curated record. Bases 224 to 2689 code for a protein of 821 amino acids.
CAUGACUAUAGUAGGAAGGGGUGGGACCAUGGGUAAGUGUGAUAUCAGGAGAAUAGCCUGACCCCUUUUCAGUCCUUUUUGUGUGGGGAGAGAAGAAGAAGGCAGGAAAGUGGGAGAAUUCAAUGGUGGGGUGAAGGGGAAAGGCCCAGGCAGGGAUGAGAGAAGAAGAGAGGGAGGUGAUUAAGAGCAGAGCAGUCAAUGUGGGAACAGGUUACAGGCUGAGAUGCCCAUGCACACAGUGAGCCCCGAGUGGGGAGAAGGGCCUGGUCUUGUUCAGGGAUUCUUUGGAGGAGACAUGCAAAAGGAACCGGGGUAUGAGGAGUGGGAUUUGGGCGCGCAACAAGGCUUCGGGUGGUUCAGCUACCAGGAGUUUGCAGGACCCCGAGAGGUGUGCAGCCGCCUCCACUCUCUGUGCCGCCUGUGGCUGAAGCCAGAGCGACACUCCAAGGCGGAGAUGCUGGACCUGGUGCUCCUGGAGCAUUUCCUGGCCGUCCUUCCUGCGGAGAUGGAGCGCUGGGUGAGGGAAUGUGGGGCAGAGACCAGUUCCCAGGCCGUGGCUUUGGCUGAAGGAUUCCUCCUGAGUCGGGAAGAAGAGGAGAAAUUCAAAGAGCAGCAGAACAUCUUUGCCAAAGAGACGGUUGAGGUGAAGGAUGAGUGGGCCACACAAGAAGGUAACAGCACAUCCACCUCAGUGGGAGGUGCAACAAGGACAUGGACAAAAGCAUCUCUUUACACGGAUGAACCUCAAACAGUUCCUAUGAGGCCGAACCAGGUGACGUUUCAAGAGGUGUCUGUGGAUUUCACGGAGGAGGAGUGGGCCCUGCUGUCUCCAGGCCAAAGGGCCCUCCAUGGAGAAGUCAUGGAUGAGAAUCUGAGGAUGGUAUUCUCUCUGGGUUGGGAUGAGCAAGAGAGUGAGAACAACAGAGAACCAAGCAAGGCAUUCCUGCCAAGGAACAAGCAGAAGCAGAUGAAAAGGAAGAAAAGAAAAUCAGACACUAACGCCAACAGAAGGAACACAUAUCCUGCUUCUCAGGAGGGUGACAUCUCAGUUGAAGAACUAACAGAGAAAGGGAAAGAAAGGAAUAAAUGUUUUUAUCCCCUGUGUGAGAAAAGCUUUAGGUGCAAAGGAAGCCUUGUUGUUCAUAGAAGAAUUCACCCAGAGGAGAUAUCUUUCAAUACUGGUGAGUGGGAAAGGACACCCAGUUUAAGGAAGUCUCUGAUUUCCCAUGAAAGAUUUCAAACGAGAGAGAAAGCUUUUAACUGUUGGAGGUGCAAAAGGAGCUUCAAGUGGCGGUCACACUUUGUGUCACACCAAAGAACUCACACAGGAGAGAAACCCUUUAUAUGUCUAGAGUGUGGAAAGACCUUCGCCGUGAAGAAAAACCUCACUCGUCAUCUGGCCACGCACACAGGAGAGAAACCGUUUCAGUGCCUGGUGUGCGGAAGCAGCUUCUCUCAAAAGGCACACCUGAUUCAUCAUUACAGAACGCACACAGGACAGAAGCCAUUUCAGUGCUUGGAGUGUGGGAAAAGUUUCAAUCAGAAGACGCACCUCACCAGUCAUGAAGCAACUCACAUGGAAGAAAAACCAUUUAAAUGCUUGGAAUGCGGGAAAACGUUUAGUCAAAAAACAGGCCUUAGUCGUCAUCUAGCCACUCACACUGGAGAGAAGCCCUUUCAAUGCGUGGUGUGUGGCAAAGGUUUCAUUACCAAAUCACAUCUCACUACUCAUCUUGCAACUCACACGGGGGAGAAACGGUUUCAGUGCUUGGAGUGUGGGAAGUGCUUCACUCAAAAGCAACACCUCACUCGCCAUUACAGAACUCACACAGGAGAGAAACCAUUUCAGUGCUUGGAGUGUGGAAACCACUUCAGUGGAAAAUCAGCACUUCUGGCACACCAAAGAAUUCACACAGGGGAGAAACCCUUUGGAUGCUUGGAUUGUGAAAAGAGUUUCAGGCAUAAAUUAAGCCUCACUUGCCAUCAAGCAACUCAUACAGGUGAGAAAUCAUUUAAAUAUUUGGAAUACGGGGGGAAAUUAAUUGGGAAAGAAAGCCUCACUUGUCAUGAAGUUAGUCACUCAGGGGAGAAUCUAUUUCAGUGUAUGGAGUGUGGGAAAAGCUUCAAUCGGAAGUCAAUCCUCAUAUCACAUCAAAGAAUCCAUACCGGAGAAAAACCAUUCAAAUGCUUGGUGUGCGGAAAGUGCUUCAGGCAGAAAUGUAUGCUUUCAUCACAUGAAAGAACUCAUACAGGGGAGAAACCAUUCAAAUGUGUGACUUGUGGAAAAUGUUUCAGUCAAAAAGUAAGCCUCAAUUGUCACCAAAGAAUACACACAGGGGAGAAACCAUUUCAGUGCUUGGAGUGUGGGAAAAGCUUCUCGCAGAAAAUACACCUCAAUCGCCAUGUUACAACCCACACAGGAGAGAAACCCUUUGAGUGCUUGGAGUGUGGAAAGAAGUUCACCUUGAAACUGGCCCUUGUGUCGCAUCAAAGCAUACAUACGGGGGAGAAGCCUUAUAAGUGUGCGGAGUGUGGAAAAAGUUACCCAUACAAAUUAAGCCUAAAUCGCCACCAAGCCACUCAUUCGGGAAAAAAACAAUUUCAGUGCUUGGAGUGUGGAAACAGCUUCAGGGAAAAAUCAGCACUUCUGACACAUCAAAGAAUUCACACAGGGGAGAAACCAUGUUGAUAUUUGUAGUGUAUAAAGAGCUUCAGGCAUAGAAAGCUUCACAUGUAAGAUUCUAGAAGUUCUUGGAGUUGAAAUCAAGCUCACAACAACAACACGCUGGAAGCAAAUGAUUUAUUCCAUCUUUCCCACUCAAACACCCUGUAAUAUCACAGCCCAACUCCCAUCUGCCCCAGUGUGCCCACAGUCUGUUAACUGCAAUUUCUAUUUCCCUCACAAAACAGAUGUCUUACCUACACUACCCUGUUCCCAGCCUCCCUUCCUCCUACCUCCCUUCUUUCUGGCAGAGAACCGAAGUAGCCAGUUCCAGGCUGCUAUGGUGAUCCUGACAUCACAAAUCAUCAAUCAACUCACUCGGGAGAAACAGUUUAUGUCUGUAGUUUGGAAAGGGCUUCACUUGGAAGGAAAGACUCACUUGUCAUCUGGCAGCACAUAAAAGAGAGAAACCAUUUUCAUAUUUCAGUGUGGGAAGAGAUUCUCCCAAAAGCAACACCUCACUCGCCAUUACAGAACCCACACAGCAAAGUAUCCCUUUGAGUUUUUGGAGUGUGGAAACAGGUUCAGCUCAAAGUCGGCCCUUGUGUCACAUCAAAGUAUAGAUGUGGGGGAGAAACUUUGUAAGUAUGCGGAGUGUGGAAAAAGUUACCCAUAAGCCUAAAUCACCACCAAGAUUAUGGAAAGAGCUUCAAUCAGAAAAUACGUCUCACUCGUCCUCUGACAACUCACAUAGGAAAGAAAUCAGUAAAAUGGUUGAAUUCCUACAUUAUACCACACCAAAAUAUUCAUGUUUUAUAGAAAUGAUAUGAAUUCAUGGAGGGUGGCAAAAAUAAAGAAUAGUUUCGGAAAUGCAACGUAGGUGGAACCAUGUCAAAGUUUAGAACAUUGUUGGAAUUUCAGAGCUCACAAACCUUAUGUUGUAUUCCCACAAGCAAUAAUAUAAUUUUCUUCACAGCUAACACCUCAGGUUUGGACUGUUUAAGUGUGUCCUUUUUCUUUGUGUUUUGUGAUGAUGAUGGUGAGAGACAGUGUAUAAAGGGGGGAAGGGGAGAUCAUUCAUGGGAUGUUUUCAUUAAUUGAGGAAUUGGGUUGUAGCCUUUGUAAUAUUAUUAUUGCUCACCUCUCCUUGUGGAUUGAGGUAUGUUACAGCAUAAUUAAAACACAAAAAUAUUGUAAAAAUUCUAGAAAUAUACAUAUUAAAAUGUAUUUCAAUAAAGAUGCAUAUUUAAAACAUA